Molecule: messenger RNA, 1142 nt
Organism: Neopsephotus bourkii (Bourke's parrot)
Lineage: Eukaryota; Metazoa; Chordata; Aves; Psittaciformes; Psittacidae
Gene: GEMIN6
Product: gem nuclear organelle associated protein 6
Exons: 4
Coding region: 314-817 (167 amino acids)
Biological process (GO): spliceosomal snRNP assembly; spliceosomal complex assembly
Cellular component (GO): SMN complex; nucleus
Source: RefSeq, a predicted model, not a curated record
CCACACAGCACGCACCUAUACCUAUUUAAGUACCCAGAUUUCCUGGAGAGUCAGUGUUUUGCAUGCUGGAGUGAGCGAUCUCAGCUCUAGCAGCAGGAUCGUCAAACCCAGCCGAAUUCAAGCUAAGCGGAAAGCAGCACACGGGAUCUGAGCAUUUUCCUGCCUCGGAAGCCUCCAAUUCCGUGUUUAAAAUAACCCAAACAACCCAAACUGUGUCGGGGGAGGGCGCUGAGCGGCAGCAGGAAGCGGCGGGCCCAGCUCCCGGGCACCGUCGGCAGACGCGGGAAUCGAGUCGGUUCUGGAUGCAGGAAAUAUGGAUGAGUGGCAGAAAAAAAGCCCUCUAGAGUGGGAAGCAUAUUUGAACAAACUGGUGAAAGUUGCUGUAGUUGAGAAACAUGAAUAUGAAGGAUGGGUCUUAACAGUUGAUCCAGUUUCUGCUAGUAUUGUCCUCGCAACAUUCCCGGAGAAUGAAAGUGCGUCCAUAUCAGUUGUCCUGGGCCAUGCUGUUGAGGAGGUAGAAAUACUGAAAGAAGGGGAUGAUGAAAUGAAGCAACGACUUUCUUGCAUAUUUGAACCUGAAGAAAGCAAAGUCUACAGCCCAGAGGAACUUGAAAAGAGGAAGAACAAUUUGAAGACUUGGUUAGAAACAAACCACAUCCCCAUAACAGAGCAAGGCGAAUCGGGAAAGACGCUAUGUGUGGCAGGGGUAUUGACUAUUGACCCACCAUAUGGCCCAGAAGAGUGCAGCAGCUCCAAUGAGAUUAUUCUGUCUCGAGUUCAAGGCUUAAUACAGGGAUAUCUUGAGAAAAACCAAUGAUGUCUGCUGUUCAAAGCAGUUGCCUUUAGGAAUGAGUGUACCUGGCCUAUUUUAGGAACUGUCUGGGAUAUAAAUAUUUGCAGAAAUGCUGGGUUUAGAUACUUUUGUCUGAUUUUUGUAUGUUAAGAAAGGGUUAAAACAAGCAGUAUAAACUAAAACCAUGAAGCAUUUUUUCCCUGUUUUUUACUAAAAGCAUGCUGUUGGGUAAUGAUAAUGUGUAUCAAACUGAUGAUGUAAGUUUAUUGUAUCAGGAAUAAGAUAAUGUAUCAGUUGAAUAGCUAUUUUUGUAACAGUACUCUGAAAGAUGAUACAUGAUAAAUUUAAA